CACACGCACUCAUCCACCAAAUUCAAUAGAGAAAAAAAAUUCAAUACAAAUGUUCUGUGGCAGCUGAUUGUUUAUAAAUUCAAUUCCUCAAAUGUUCUGCGGUACCUGAUUGUGGAGUAAUCCGAUUCCUCAAAUGUUCUGUGGUCGCUGAUUGUGGAUAGACAUGGACCGAACGUCAAAGGUGCAUCAACCCCGGUUUGACAGUUGGAGGUGAUUGUGUGAGUGCGGCCUUUUUUUAUUGAAGUGACAUUUGACUAAUAUGGAGGGUGAAAGUCGGUGUUACAAAAUGCCACAAACCGUGCCGCGGUCCGGGUGCAGCCCGCCUUCAGCAUCACAAGGCGAGAGAGCUGUCCCCACGUCUCCAGCUGAUCUGCAGCACCUGCUCCGUUUAUUAGGGGCCUCGUCGCCGCCAGAAUCCAUGCUUCACUCUCCACCGAACCUACACACAAAACCUCCGCCACCAUAUCCAGAGGAUAAUAACUUCUUGGACAGGCUGUACGAUUUUGAAGGAUAUCCUACCCCGUCUCCUUCGUCAGACGAAGGCUCGAUUCCCACGGUGGCGCUGCAACCAUCUUCCCCGUACAGUUCACUGCACUACACAACACCAGUGUAUAUCAAAGAAGAACCAAACAGACUGUCUGUGCCUGGAUUUGCCUCACCCUACCCUCUGUCGCCUUCUGGAUCCUGUGUAUCUUAUGGAAGCCACAAUCAGUAUCCUUCGCCUACACCUCAACCCGAAGAAUAUAUCGACAUCGAGCAAUUAUUAAAAGAGAAUCAAAUAUUACAAGACAGCACACAGCAUAGUUACAUAACCCCUAAAACAGAGAUAGAAGAACCAAGAGAUCAUAUAUUAUUGAGAUCAGUACUCGAAGAUACCACAUUCCAGAAGAGAUUCAAUCUUAGACCCGUGCCUUUAGAGUUGGGAAACGUAAAAAUGGAGGAGAGCAGUGGUGGUGACGACCUGGUGGCACCGGAUAUUGAUCGUGUGCUGUCAAUGGCCAUUGAACAAUCUAAAAGGGAUGUGGAUAGCACUUGCACAGUCCUCGGAAUAUCGCCAGAUCCAAUGCUUUGGAGUACGGCGGAUGUCAAAGCUUGGGUGAUGUUUACAUUGCAACAUUUCAACCAGCCAUUAGUACCGUCCGAGUAUUUCAAUAUGGACGGGGCUGCACUGGUGGCUCUUACAGAAGAAGAAUUCAACCAGAGAGCUCCUCAGUCGGGAAGCACUCUGUAUGCUCAGCUGGAAAUAUGGAAGGCAGCAAGACACGAGUCGUGGAAGACUUCUCAGUGGACUGACCAUCAACCUUCGCCUACACCUGUACCGGCCGCGUUACCCUCAGCCGACGAUAUGAGUGAAGAUGAAGAUUCAGAGUCAGCCGGUACCAGUGCGGGAACAACGGUAGGAAAGGCUAAAACUGGCAGCACGCAUAUACACCUCUGGCAAUUCUUGAAAGAGCUUCUAGCUUCGCCACACAUACACGGGUCGGCGAUACGAUGGCUAGAUAGAAGUAACGGUGUCUUCAAGAUCGAAGAUUCAGUACGCGUCGCGAGGCUCUGGGGCAAGAGAAAGAAUAGGCCCGCGAUGAACUACGACAAGUUAUCGCGUAGCAUCAGGCAGUACUACAAGAAGGGUAUUAUGAAGAAAACCGAGCGAAGUCAGAGGCUUGUCUACCAGUUCUGCCAUCCGUACUGUUUGUGAAAUACUCGGUAGUUUUUAAUACGUAGUUUGUAAUGUAAAUAAUUUAUUUUGUAAAUACGUGUGUGCGUGAGCCGCGGUAAUGCGGACACUACGACGCUGGCCGCGUUUUGCGACUAGGACGCAAAACGCCGCGCAGUCUUUGAGAAUGACGAUUGCCGAAUUUUCACCGGUGGACGUUUCCUUAACCGGGAAUUAAUAGGAGUCGUGCACUAAGCCCUCCGCGAGAUUCGGGAAAGGUAAUUUUCUCUGGAAUCUCAGCGGACGGGGAUGUCUGUUGUGUUUUAAUUUUAAGGUUUUUUUUACCGGCGACUAGACGUUCGCGAUUAACUCAUUUUGGGAUACUCAAUUACGAUCGCUUACGUCGAAAGUCGGUAAUGUUUAUCCCAUAUAUCUAUGAUAUAUUUCUAGUACGUUCUAUGAACUUUUAGAUAAGUAACCUGUAAAUAGAUGUUAAGUGUAAUAUUAGAAAAUAAAUUAAAAAUAAGUGCCUUAAUCUACGAGACUCAUAUUAAUGUGAUUUAAAGAGAUUCGACAAAUGUAUAUGAUAGGUACUUAUUUAAUCAACACGAAAUUAAUUAGAAAUAAAAUAAUAAUUUAUUAUUAAAACGACGAGUUACGUCGGAUUUAAAUGCAAUACUAAAAGUAUAAGCGUGUUAACAAAAGUCAAGAUGGCGGAAUAGAUGUGAAAACAAAUUGGGUUGAAUAAAUUUAUUAAAUUUUGUGCCAAAUAGAUAUUUAGAAUUUAUUCGGGACAAAAUUGUUUAUAUUUUUAUUGAAAUGUGAUAAAAAAAUAAUAAUAAUUAAGCCCGCCGAUUGUAAAUAUUGUAUUUGUCAAUUAAAACAUUUACUGUAUAAUUUGGUGCUGGGUUAUUGUGUAAACCAAGUUUACUUAGUUAAACUUCAAAUCGACGCAGUUAGCGUGCCGUUCGUGUUAUGAACAUUUUAUAAUUAAUUAACUAUUAUCGGACCAAACUAAUUUAGAUCUAAUCAAUCGAUGUAUUACGUGAAUAAUAAAAAC
Bombyx mandarina (wild silkworm) is the source of this 2714-nucleotide messenger RNA. Its product is annotated as DNA-binding protein D-ETS-4. NCBI's taxonomy places the organism in Eukaryota, Metazoa, Arthropoda, Insecta, Lepidoptera, Bombycidae. Gene Ontology annotation, molecular function: DNA-binding transcription factor activity, RNA polymerase II-specific; sequence-specific DNA binding. Gene Ontology annotation, biological process: regulation of transcription by RNA polymerase II; cell differentiation. The record is from RefSeq and is a predicted model, not a curated record. Gene Ontology annotation, cellular component: nucleus.